UUCCGUGCGGCGAGACAGUCGACAUGUGCGUAAAUGCGUAAGCGCAACUCCGCAUGCGUCGGGCAGAAGGACGGAGCCCGCGGCGGCGCGCGGACCAUGGCGCGCUGUCUGUGGGCAUUCCUCGUCACCCUCUUGCCUUCCGCCGCCGCGUGGAAGCCCCACACCCCCGUCUACUUCCCGCUCGAGCUGCACUCGCGGGCCCCGCGCCACGUGCACGCCAUCCACCACCUGCACCUGCUCGGCUGGCACCUGGAGCUGCAGGAGAACCGAGCGAUACGCUCCCCGUAUUACAAUGAGUGCAAGUUUUAUAAAGGCCGCGUGCUGUACGAGGAAGGAUCUUCAGUUACAGUGACGGAGUGUGAAGGACAAUUAUAUGGGUUGCUCCAAGUGGACGGUGAAGAUUUUGUGCUGCAGCCGACGCGCUCGGACGGGAGCCACGUUUUGAAGCGCCGCGAUGUCGUGCUGGCGGAACGUAACGCAGAGUUCAACCUCACGGGUGACACCGUGACCGACCUCGACAUUGAUUACGAAGAUGAUGACCCCAUGCCGUCGAUGCACGUGCGCUCGCGACACGGCAAUUCCGAUGUCGCGGAUUUUCGUAAUAUGCUUCCCGUUACGAGACCGGUGUCAGGAGCGAAAGGUCUUUGGCUCGAACUGGCCAUAGUUGCCGAUCAUACGAUGCUCAAAUUCCACGGCCGGGAACGGGUGAAACAUUAUAUCCUCGCAAUAAUGAACAUCGUCAGUGCCAUCUUCAACGAUCGCUCCCUGGAGUCGAACAUGACUCUGGUUAUCAACAAAUUGUUUCUAUUCGAAGAAAAGGAUUCUGUUAUAAAAUAUGGAAAUGUUAAGAAGUCGCUGGAGGCUGUGAAUAAAUGGAAUUACAGACAUCUCAUAAAGUUGCCGGCAGACAGUACAGGGUGGGACGCAACGGUGUGGUUGACUCGCGCGCAGCUCGGAGGCCCCUCGGGCUUCGCCCCUGUGGGAGGCGUGUGCACCCAGAUGCGUUCAGCGGCGAUAGACAGAGACGAGGGGCUGACUAGUGCGUUUGUCAUCGCUCAUGAGUUGGCGCAUCUACUAGGCCUGACUCACGACGGUGAAGGUCAGUGUGAAACAGAUGGUCUGAAGGGAUCUGUGAUGGCCCCCACAGUGCUGGCCACUCUUCACAAUUAUGCCUGGUCUUCUUGCUCUAGAGAACAGUUCCACAAAAAGACCAAGAAAUUAUGGUGUCUUCACCAACGAAGCCAUGAUGAUGGUGUAGUGCUGGGCGGUGCUAAGGAACUAUCCAACUAUGUGUUUACUAUGGACGAACAGUGUAGAACUGAAUUUGGAGAGGGAUUUUCAAUAUGCAAGUCAGUAAAAAUCAAAUCGCCAUGUGCUCGAUUGUGGUGUGCGCAUCGUUCGAUGCCCCACGUAUGCCGGUCGAAACGAGCCCCACCAUUGGAAGGCACGCCUUGUGGAGUCAAUCAGUGGUGUGUCGACCGCAUGUGCGAGCCAAUGCCUGGUCACGCACUAAAGAACAAAACAGACAAGCCCCUGGUCCCCGAGUGGGGAGACUGGGGCUCGUGGAGCGAUUGUAACGCAGAGUGUGGAUACGGCCUAAGGACGAGGAUCAGACGCUGUUGGUAUAAAGGAUCAAUAUCGGAGAGUGCAUGUGAGGGUGCUGGUUCGCAAGUGACGACCUGCUGGUCUGGCCAAGCGUGUGCCGCCACUAGAGACGUACGGACGGACAUCUGCUUCAGACAGGCCAGCCAUCUUAUACCGCAUUUGCAUGCUCAAGAAUCAAAACAUUGUGAGAUUUGGUGUAUGGACUACGCCGGCGGGGACCCAUCCAACUUCGGGGCGCUACCGGACGGCACGCCUUGCAGCUAUGAGAGGCCUUUUGAUCUUUGUUUUCAGGGCACAUGUGUGAAGGGACAAUGCAACGCCACCGACCCGGCUUGCAACUGGUGCCCAGAUGGUUACUGUAACAAUAACACGCAUAUUUAUAUGCGCCAGCUUGGGAAAGGUUGGACCCGCCUUACAGUAAUACCACAUGAAGCGAACAAACUAUCCAUCCACAUAGCUACCCCCGUUGCCCUAAACAUAGCAAUACGAGAACGACGCCGAGACAGACCCAUCCUAGAACUAAGCAAACACGCAAAACGUAUAGAUAUAGAAAGCAAACAGGACAAAUAUCUCAAAUACGAUCCGAAUGUACCACAGAAUUUACAAAUUAUAGAAGUUGAUAGUAAUGUGAUAGAUAUUAAGGAAGAUAAAUAUGCGUAUGAGGGGGAAGUGAUUGCUGCGGGGGGUUUGGUGAAGUGGAAGCAAACUGAUUCUGAUGUGUUUAUUACUUCGGAUUCCAGGUUACACACGGAUUUGAUGAUUAUGGCAAUACCAGAGACACCAAUAUCGAAUGAAAUAUUAGCAGUAGAAGUUUCAGUGAACUACAGCACGCCGGCUUCGCGAACUAGGCCCAUGGAAUAUAGAUGGUCCACGGAAAGAGGGCCGUGUUCAGUAUCUUGCGGUGGCGGGGUACGCAUGGUGCGGCCGCGAUGUGCACGUGAACACUGCACCCCGCGGUAUGAGCGUUGCAAUACACACAGUUGUUCAUUCAAAUGGGAGGGAGGGGAGUGGGAGAGUUGCAGCGCCACGUGUGGAGAAGACGGCGUACAAGAGAGACAACUUUUCUGCGUUCCUGCUAACGUUAGUAUCUCCUCCCGCCGCGAGCUGAUAGCGCGCAGCGUGUCCCCCGCGCUGUGCCCGGGCGCGGGCGGCGCGCCGGCUCGCACGCAGCCCUGCAACCGCUUGCCCUGCCCGGUUUACUGGCAGGAGCUGCCGUGGACACAGUGUUCAACAAGCUGUGGGCGGGGGGUAUCCUACAGACCACUUAUGUGUCCCGCGGCAGAACACCUCUGCGGACCCAAACCACGUGAGCGUCGUCGUCGUUGCCGUCUUAGACGAUGUACCAUACGCGCCUGUCCAGCUAAAGACGACACCCAAUAUUGUGACCUGUUUACUAGAGAACAACUUGCGAGGAACUGCGCUGUACCACCCUUUAGAAAGUAUUGCUGUAAUGCGUGUAAAACUGUCGAACGGAAUUAAAUAAAUAAAUAAAAAAUAUGAAAAAUAUUAAGGCAAUCAAAACAAAUUGUGUCAAAAUUACCAUUUAUUUAUAAAAUACUGCAAUUUACAAAAUAAACUUGGCAAUUAUCAAUAUAGUCCACUCAAAAAGUACUAGGGCAGCAUAACCCCGCGGCCGUCUGCGACUGUGUACUACACGGGCCUGUGCCACUACUGAUGACACUCCGUACCACUGACCUGUUCACUAGGGAAAAAUUGGCAAGGGAACGGGAACGUGGAACGGAAUUAGACAAAAUAAAUAAUGAAAAAUAUAGGUAUGUGCAAUCAAAACAAAAGGA
Molecule: messenger RNA, 3401 nt
Organism: Colias croceus (clouded yellow)
Lineage: Eukaryota; Metazoa; Arthropoda; Insecta; Lepidoptera; Pieridae
Gene: Adamts-1
Product: A disintegrin and metalloproteinase with thrombospondin motifs 3-like
Exons: 17
Coding region: 34-3084 (1016 amino acids)
Biological process (GO): extracellular matrix organization; proteolysis
Cellular component (GO): extracellular matrix
Molecular function (GO): metalloendopeptidase activity
Source: RefSeq, a predicted model, not a curated record